Dentiscutata erythropus is the source of this 1716-nucleotide messenger RNA. Lineage: Eukaryota; Fungi; Glomeromycota; Glomeromycetes; Diversisporales; Gigasporaceae. The record is from the annotation of a GenBank genome assembly.
AUGAGCUUAAAUCUUUUAAAAAAUGAAUCAAACCUUUAUAUCGGCUUAGAUUUAUCAACACAACGACUGAAACUUACGGUUAUAAAUGAUAAUUGCCAUAUAGUAUUUGAAGAAUUUGUACAUUUUGAUAAUGAGUUAGGUCAUUAUGGAAUAAAAAAUGGAGUAAUAGAAAAUGAAAAUGUUGUGACAUGUCCUACAAUGAUGUGGGUAGAAUCUAUAGAUUUAUUGCUUGAAAAACUUCAAUCUCAAGGGUUUCCUUUCUUUAAAGUUAAAGCAAUUUCUGGGACUGCACAGCAACAUGGAAGUGUAUACUGGUCUAAUACUUCACAGCAUACCUUAAACACACUAAAUCCAUCAUAUUCAUUAGCCACUCAACUAGAAUCUAAUAAAGUGUUUUCAAUUCCAAAUUCUCCAACUUGGCAGGAUUCAAGUACUUCACUGCAAUGUAAAAAUUUGGAAAAAUUAAUUGGUGGUCCAGAUGUAUUGACACGUAUAAGCGGGUCUAGAGGAUUUGAAAGGCUCACUGGUAAUCAAAUUUCAAAGAUUUGUCUUAAAUCUCCAUCUCAAUAUAAAAAAACCUCCAGGAUAUCUCUAGUUAGCUCAUUUCUAGCAUCAAUAUUUCUUGGUGAUUUUGCUCCCAUUGAUAUUGCGGAUGGUUCAGGAAUGAAUUUACUUGACAUUAAUAAAAAAAAUUGGGAUGAUAGAUUAUUAAAUAUUUGUGGCAAAUAUUCUGCUGGCACCAGUGAAAAUGAAGUUAAAUUUGAUGAAGAAUUAAAGAUGAAACUUGGAGUUCCUGAAAGUGAUGGAUUAAAAAUUCUAGGGAAUAUUAGUGAUUAUUUCGUUAAAAGAUACGAAUUUAAUUGUAAAAUAAUUCCAUUCACCGGUGACAAUCCUGCAACUCUUCUCUCUCUUAACCUAUCACCGGGUGAUGUGGUAAUUUCGUUAGGGACAUCAGACACAGUACUGUUUUAUACAGAAAUUUCUCAUCCAACACUUGAAUCACACACAUUAUGCCAUCCAGUUAAUAAAGAUUUAUAUAUUUCUAUGUUGUGUUAUAAGAAUGGAAGUUUAACGAGAGAAUACGUUAGAGACUCAUAUUACACUGAAAACAAUCGAGAUUGUGAAAAAUUUAGUGAUUCUUCUAUGAAAUGGAAAUGGUUCAAUGAAAUUCUUAAAACUUCAUCUCCAGAUCCAAAUAAAUAUGGAUUUUAUUUUUUGAAUCAAGAAAUUAUUCCAUUUGCUAAGGGCGUUUAUCGUUUCUCCAACAAACGCAUCGUUGAAGAAUUUCAAGAUAUGCCGGAGCACAAUAUUAGAACUGUAAUUGAGUCACAAUUUAUGUCUAUGAAAUUAAGGGUUGAUCAACUAAUGAUGAACGAUAGGAAAGUAGAUGGAACGAUUAGGAAGGUGUUAGUGGUUGGAGGUGCAAGUAAAAAUGAUGAAAUGCUACAGGUAUUAGCAGAUGUUUUUGGAGUACAGGUUUGGAGAUGUAAUGUUGGGAAUAGCGCGUCGUUAGGUGCUGCAAUUAAAGCUAGAUUGGCUUUUAGUAAGUUUGUGAAAGAUAAUCAAUUAGAUAUUGAUAUCGGUGAAAUGUUGGUGUUCGAAGGUGAUGAUGAAUUGGUGGCACAACCAAGACAAGAAAAUACUUCAAUUUAUAAAAAUAUGAUGAAAGAUUAUUUGGAAUUGGAAAAAGUAGUUAUUGGAUUGCAGAGUGCAUAA